Molecule: messenger RNA, 3009 nt
Organism: Oxyura jamaicensis (ruddy duck)
Lineage: Eukaryota; Metazoa; Chordata; Aves; Anseriformes; Anatidae
Gene: HCRTR2
Product: hypocretin receptor 2
Exons: 8
Coding region: 954-2429 (491 amino acids)
Biological process (GO): G protein-coupled receptor signaling pathway; feeding behavior; circadian sleep/wake cycle process
Cellular component (GO): membrane
Molecular function (GO): orexin receptor activity
Source: RefSeq, a predicted model, not a curated record
CAUAAAUGCUUAACUGAGUGAGGUGUGCCCUUCCACAAUGGAAGUGGUGCUUAUAUCCAACUCAUUAAAUUAUUCAGCAAAUAAAUGAUACUGCUUGAAGAACAAGAUUUUUUUUUUCAGUCAGGGAAGGACAAGUCCAACCCUGUCCCUUCUCUCUCAGUAACUGAACAUUAGGCAGAAUAUGAAAAUAACUCAAGAAGCAAUGACUAGAAGCCGGGAAUCCUAUCAAGCUCUUUAACUAGCACCUCGGAGCUCUUUUGAAUUGCUUUCUGCCAGCUCAGCUCAACCCAGAAUAACCAAGGGGCAGCUGAGAUCCCAGGCCAGACGUUUGAAACUAGACUCAAGCCUACAGUAAGUCUACAUGGUCCUAAAAUGUGAUGAAACCACUCGCUUGUCUAUUCACUGUGCUUAUAGAUUUUCCCACUGAGGUUUGUUCUGUUUUAGCCAACACUGUCUAGAGCUAAGCACCACAGUGUUUAUGAUUAUUUGGCUCUGUAUUAAGCCCGUGCGUUGGAGGUAGAGCCACACACCAAUAAUACACAGCCGAACUUUUCAAAGGGGCCCCCAGAAGACACAUCGACCUCUCAUUUUUAAUUACUCCUUUCAUCCUCUGCCUCCCCCGCAAGAGCCAUCCGUCGAACCCCUGUCCUUCAACCAUCGAUCCCGCCGACUGAUGUCGUCGUCGUGUCCCACCCCCCACCCCCCACCCCCCCGGGCCGGGCAGGGCGCGCAUCCUCCGCUCCUGCGGAGGGGAAAAAGUGUCGGGGGAAGGCUGCCGGGCGGCUGGGGCCGGCUCGGAGCCCCAGCCCGGUCCCGCAUUGGCUCCCGAAGUUUCCGCGUCAUUUUCUCCCCACACCCAGCUCGGCACCGGCGAUCGCAAGUCUCAAUGGAGGGGCGGGAGAGAGCGCUGGAGCGCUGAGAGGGUUCAGCCAGCCCCCGGACUACCGCCAGGGAUGUCCGGGACGCAGCCCGAGGAUGCUUCCCCUCCGCGCAGGAACUGGACAUCCUCCCCAGAGCUGAACGAGACCCGGGAGCCUUUUUUAAGCCCGUCCGCCGAUUACGACGACGAGGAGUUCCUGCGCUACCUCUGGAAGGAGUAUUUGCACCCCAAGGAGUACGAAUGGGCGCUGAUCGCCGGCUACAUCGUCGUCUUCAUCGUGGCGCUCGUCGGGAACGUCCUGGUUUGCAUUGCAGUGUGGAAGAAUCAUCACAUGCGGACAGUCACCAACUAUUUCAUAGUGAAUCUAUCUCUGGCUGACAUUCUGGUCACAAUUACUUGUCUUCCAGCAACUUUAGUAGUGGACAUCACAGAAACUUGGUUCUUUGGGCAGCCCCUCUGCAAAGUGAUUCCAUACUUACAGACAGUUUCAGUCUCUGUGUCUGUACUAACACUUAGCUGCAUUGCUUUGGAUCGAUGGUAUGCAAUUUGUCACCCUUUGAUGUUCAAAAGCACAGCCAAGAGAGCAAGGAACAGCAUUAUAAUUAUCUGGAUUGUGUCCUGCAUCAUAAUGAUUCCUCAGGCUAUUGUUAUGGAGUGCAGCAGUGUGUUCCCAGGAUUAGCCAAUAAAACCACCUUGUUCACAGUGUGUGAUGAGCACUGGGGAGCUGAGGUUUACCCCAAAAUGUACCACACAUGCUUUUUCCUGGUGACAUACAUGGCACCACUGUGUCUUAUGGUGUUGGCUUAUUUACAAAUAUUUCGAAAGUUGUGGUGUCGCCAGAUCCCAGGAACUUCUUCAGUAGUUCAGAAAAAAUGGAAGUCUCUGCAGCCCUCAACACAGCAACGAGGGCUGGGACAGUCGACAAAGUCAAAGAUCAGUGCUGUGGCAGCUGAAAUAAAACAGAUUCGUGCAAGAAGGAAAACAGCACGUAUGUUAAUGGUUGUCCUCCUGGUUUUUGCACUUUGCUAUCUACCAAUUAGCAUCCUGAAUGUCUUGAAAAGGGUUUUUGGGAUGUUUAAUCAUGCUGAUGACAGAGAAACUGUAUAUGCCUGGUUCACAUUCUCACACUGGCUUGUAUAUGCAAACAGUGCAGCCAAUCCUAUUAUUUAUAACUUCCUUAGUGGGAAGUUUAGAGAAGAAUUUAAAGCAGCAUUUUCUUGUUGCAUCUUUGGCAUUCACAGUCACCAUGAUGAACGGCUUACCAGAGGUCGUGCCAGUACAGAGAGUCGAAAAUCCUUGACCACCCAGAUCAGCAAUUUUGAUAAUAUUUCAAAACUUUCAGAACAUGUUGUAUUGACCAACAUAAACACCAUUCCAGCAAACGGUACUGCACCUAUUACCCACUUGUAUCACAGCUACACUCAGCCCAUUGAAGUCAGUGGAACUGCAUCUCCACAUACCAGGGAUGAACAUGACUUCAAAUUUAGACGAAGCAGUGAGAGUUUCUGCAGAAUGCACUGGCAACACAGAGAAUGCAGAGUGGGAUAAAUUUGUCCCUAGCAUAACUAAAUUUACCUCGAUGGAGUUACAGCAAGGAUGACUUUGGGUCAAUACAUGUAACGGAGAAUGCCACAGUUUUUUUAGCUGUGUUACAGACUAGAACAACUGGACAAAGGGAUUCCUGCAAAACGACUGCCUCUUCUAUUUCUUCUCAGUCUUAUGGAAACCUACUUACCUCAGUAUGAGCUAAAAGAACAUGUCUUUAGAAGUCUUUUUAAAGAUUGGAUUGUAUCAAACUUUGUAAAUACUGUAGAUAUUUAUUUUUAUAUAUUUUAGAUGCUGUGGAAUGUUCCAAAAUGUAUCAUAUAAAGAACUCUAAGUAUUUGAAAGAAGUCUCAAACAUCAUUUAUUUAUAUUCUCUUUCUAUUAAUGAAUUACUUAUUUACAAGGAAUGCUUACUUAUGCACUGGUGGUGUUCUGGAAUUACUUUGUACUUCUAGUACUCUGCUUGUAGUAAAUUCUAUGUUCAUUAAUGAAUUUUCACUUUAGAUUGUUUUUGGGAGAUUCCAGGGUGCUUUUCUAAGCACAGACAUGCUUCUAAGAUGUGAACACAAAGUGCAGUAAGUCA